AUGGAGGAGGGUGUGGCCGAUGCUGCUACUGGUGGCGGGAUGGAUGGCGCGGUGGAGGGCGUGGCCGACGCUGCGCCGGUCUCGGCCUCGGGCGGCCAUGGCGGGGAGGCGACGGGCGGCCAUGGCGGGGAGGCGAAGGGCGUCCAUGCCGGGGAGGCGGAGGGAGUUCCAGGCGCGCCACUGGAGGGCGUCCAUGGCGGGGAGGCGGAGGGAGCUCCAGGUGCGGCGCCGGAGGGCGGCCAUGGCGGGGAGGCAGAGGGAGGUUCAGGUGCGACGGCAUCGGAUGCAAGUGCUCUGGCAUGGCUACAAGGGAUGGAUCCAAAUUCAACAUAUUUGCUGAAAAUCAAAUUGCUUGGCAACCCAAAAAAAGCUAGGAAGGAUAUCAAAUGCUUUUGUUAUCAUAAGGUUAUUGAUUCCGACUUAACGAAUUAUAAGGACUUAGUUGAAUCAAUCGUAGAGCAGUACUCGCCUCGCUAUUUGGAAGUUGCACAUGUUCAGUACUAUGAUCCUUUUCUUAAAAUCUACCCAGAAGUAACAUCUGACCAGGAAUUGGUGUCUAUGUUUGAGAAACUCUCUAAGACAAAGGUUGUGCACUUGUUUGUUGCAUAUUAUGAUCCAUCUGAACCAUAUGAGCCUAUCACGGAGUGGCAUAUUGAUGUGCAUAUCCAACCUAGCAACACAGAACAAGACGACGAUGAUUAUCUUCGCAACCCAAUACCUGAGAAUGAACAUGUUGGUGUUAAUGAGGAAAAUAUUUAUUUAGACGAUGAUGAUUAUGAUAAAUUAGAUCCUCUUAUCAUGGUUCCCUGUUCCGAUAAGGAAAGGGACGAAGACUAUGUUCCUGAUCAUGAGAGCGAGGAUGAGAGCGAUGAGGAAGUAGAGGAAGAUGAGGAAGUGCACGAGGCAGAGCAUGCACCACAUUUAGAAUAUGAUAAAUUAGAUCCCCCAAUGACCGAAGGAAGAAAAUAUCCCAAUAUGGCAGAGUUUAAGUUGGCGCUUUCUCAACAUGCAAUCAAACAUGAAUUCGAGUUUAACACCGAGAAAAGUGCACCACAUAGGUUCAGGGCUUAUUGUUCAAGAAGGGAUGAAGAUAAGUGUCCAUGGAGGAUAUAUGCUUCUACAAUGGAAGAUGGGUGCACCGUAAUGGUGAGAAAGAACUCUUGUGGUCAUGAUUGCUCAAGUACAAAAAGGAAAAAGAAGAUAAAGAAUGCAACCAAGCGGUGGAUAUGUGAGCACGUGAAGGAUUGGCUAAUUGAGGAUGCAACUCUAGGACCAAAGGCAUUGCAAAAGAAGCUUAAAGAGCACCAUGGAAUCAACAUCAAGUACAAGAGAGUAUACAUGGGUAAGCUGCUAGCCUUGAAGGAACUAUAUGGUGAUUGGGAUACAAGCUUUGAUAAUCUGUAUAGUUUUAAGGCACAAAUUGAAAGGUGCUGCCCCGGUAGCAUAGUGAUAAUUGAGCACCACACAAUAAAAGAUAAAAUCAGAUUUAAGAGAUUUUUUGUCGCUUUGAAGCCUUGCAUCGACGGGUUCCUUAGUGGUUGCAGGCCAUACUUGGCAGUAGAUAGCACCUUCUUGACAGGCAGAUUCAAGGGGCAACUGGCUAGUGCUACCGCCGUUGAUGGCCAUAGUUGGAUGUAUCCAGUCUGUAUGGGUGUUUUUGAUUCUGAAACUAAUGAGAACUGGAUCUGGUUCAUGCAAUUGGUUAGGCAAGCCAUAGGAUCCCCAAGGGGUUUAACCAUAUGCACCGACGCUGGGCAGCCAGUGAUGACCGGUGUAAAAGAAGUGUUCCCAGAGGCUGAACAUAGGGAAUGUAUGUUUCACUUGGUGUCCAACUUCAAGAAGAAGUUUCAUGGAAAGGUUUUUGAUUACCACCUUUGGGCUGCUGCUUACUCAUGGAACCCAUAUUUAUUUGAGAAAAAUUGGGUUGCAAUGGACAUAGCAAAGCCAACGGCAACUGCAUAUCUUAGGAAGUGGCACACUAGGUUGUGGUCUAGGAGUCAGUUCUCAACAAUUUCCAAGGUGGAUUAUGUUACAAACAACUUGGCUGAGUGCUUCAAUAAUUGGAUUAAGCAUCACAAGUCCUUGAACUUGGACGACUUCUUUGAUAAGCUUAGGCAAUUGAUUAUGAUCAUGUGGAACCGAAGGAGAAAGGUAGCAAGAAAGUUAGUUGGGUUGAUUCUUCCCCACAUAAUUAAGAAGUUGAAUGCAAAGACCAGAGAAUUAAACUUGGAGGUGGUUGAAAGCUCAGAAGAAGUUGCUGAAAGCAGCGCUUAUGACCAACUAAUCCCUGCCAUGGUUGACAAGAACCAGUGGCCUAAAUCAGACCAUGGAUUCUUCAUGUUUCCACCACUACUAAAAGCCACAUCGGGUAGGCCUAAAACUGAGAGGUAUAAAGGCUGCAGUGAGAAGAAAAGAAAAAGCGGCCAACACUUAUGCCCUAUUUGCAAGGACUAUGGGCAUCAUUGGCACAAAUGCAAGAAGGGUAACCCAGAUGACAUUGCUGCUAUUUUAGCUGUGAGAGGACCACCAAAGAAGAGGACAAAGACCACCAAAUCAGCUCAAUCAUCAAUUGUGCCUUGCGAGGAUGAUGCUCCAUCAGCCAUGCGUUUUCCGCCAAGCGAAAUCUUGGAGAAAACAACCAAGGAAAAAGGGAAAGGUGGUAAAUCUGGAUCCGGAGGAGCAAAAAGAUCAGGAACACAACCCAUUUGUGACGAACAUGAUGUCGCCAAAAAGAAAACACAUGUUGCUGUGAAGGUACAUGCCAAAAGAAAAAGCAAAGAGAUUGCUGAAAUUACUCCACACCUUCCUAUGGUGCCACUUGACAGCCCUGCAAUGGGUACACGCAGCAAGAAAUUCAACCCUGCUAGCCCUGCAAUGAGCACACGAAGCAAAAGGAGACUUAGUUUGUGAUUCUCAUGUCAUUACUUUCCGUAUCAUGUUUCAUUUUGAAAGCUGAGCUGUUUAUGUGAUAUAUGUGUGGACCUUGGCUCUUUACGUGCUAUAUGCGACCUGUUGUGAACCCUCUUUAUGUGCUAUAUGCG
Messenger RNA from Triticum dicoccoides, 3041 nucleotides. RefSeq lists its product as uncharacterized. NCBI's taxonomy places the organism in Eukaryota, Viridiplantae, Streptophyta, Magnoliopsida, Poales, Poaceae. The transcript has 7 exons. The record is from RefSeq and is a predicted model, not a curated record. Bases 1 to 2910 code for a protein of 969 amino acids.